Molecule: messenger RNA, 3563 nt
Organism: Clupea harengus (Atlantic herring)
Lineage: Eukaryota; Metazoa; Chordata; Actinopteri; Clupeiformes; Clupeidae
Product: carabin
Biological process (GO): regulation of GTPase activity
Molecular function (GO): GTPase activator activity; small GTPase binding
Source: RefSeq, a predicted model, not a curated record
GGAGUUUGCGCAUGCGUAUGACCUGAACGCUGAACUGAGAUUGAGGGAAUUUAGAGCUCGCUGACGAAGUGACAACACCUUGCUGACACAUGGCAAGGCGUGUGUGAGUAAAUAGCCGCGGAUCGGCCGAAAAGCCCGAACCAUUUAGUCGCUAUCACCAGACUGCAAUGUUGACGUUUUGUUCAAUACAUUUUGUUGGCCGUUUCGCAAACUGACGACGGGCUACAACGAGUCACAGGGAGCAACAUGAAAACUUGUCAGACGACCAGCUUCCAUAACUAGGAAACAGAAUAUGGACCAGGAAGGAAAAGCAAAAACUUCAAGAGGAUAUCUGGCUUCAAUCAUUUGGAAAAGCUGCCUGUUGGCUUGAUGAAAUACAGAUGGAUGGAUUGGCACUGCUUUGAUCAUUAAGUGGUAUUUUCCUUUGACAUACCAAGUUUGGUUACGAAUUUGUUGCGAGAACAGGGUUUUUGGGAAUAACCCCUAGCAGUGGCUGGUUGCGGUGCUAACGUUAGCAAGCAGUGCUAGUUUCGUAAAAAGUUAAUAAAGCGUCUCAAAAAGCAUCUUAAUCAAGAGACCAACUGUAGGUUGUUUUUUGACCGUUAUAUGUUACAGUGAAAUGCACUUUACAAAACAAAGUUGCGUUUAAAGCGACACAUUGGUUGUUGGAUAGCUAUCAAAGUAACAACGUUAAACCAAACUGUAUUUCACAUUUGGCCUGGAUUUCUUUCCCAUUCCAGUUCCAGUUGACAUUAGCUAGCUUGCUAAGUAUAUAUAGUUACAUUUGGCUUGGUUUGAUUUGCCCUCUGUUGAUAAGUUGUUGACAGCCUCGAUUUGUUGUAGCCUUGAGGGUAAAAGUGAAGAAUUCAGUUUGCUUUAGGAUGCUGAUUGAAUUGCUAGAAUAUUUUAGGGAGUCAGGCUUAACUAGGGAUGCACUUUGGUAGCUUGCCAACCAAUGUUUAGCCUGCUAGCUAACACUAGCUUGCUGGGGUGGUCUUGGUAAGAACAGGAUAGAGAUUCAUUCAUUGCACUAGGUUUGUAUUUAUGUGCUAACUUUUGUUAUCUAAUACGAGACAUAUCAUUUAACUGUUACCUCUCAAUGGUAAUUUGCAAGACUCGACGUUGUUCUGAUCUAGAUGAGCAAGAACGAACUGCAUGCGUUAGCUAAUAGUUAGCCUACUUGUUUACGAAAUAACGUUAGAAAAGUGACAGGGCCAUUUGCAAUGGCACGGAUUGAGAACGGUCGGCAGCAGGAGGACGCCGUGAGCAUUCACACUGUUGGGAGUCAGUUUGAUGAGGAGAGUUCUUUUGGUUCCGACUCCGAGAUCAACGGCUUCGCUUACACCCGACAGACGGAUAGAUAUGGAUUUAUUGGAGGCGCCCAGAAACACUCCGUCGAAAAUGCCAAGGAUGUACCACCUGAGGUGUUGAGACAGAGGGAGGUGAAGUGGCUGGACAUGUUGAAUCACUGGGACAAAUGGCUCUUCAAGAGACACAAGAAGGUGAGGCUACGCUGUCAGAAAGGCAUUCCCCCCUCGUUGCGUGGCAGGGCAUGGCUCUAUCUGUCGAGUGGCAAGGUGAAGAAGGAACAGAACAAGGGAAAGUUCAAGGAGCUGGACAGCAUGCAAGGAGACCCCAAGUGGUUGGAUGUCAUUGAGAGAGACUUACACAGACAGUUCCCCUUCCAUGAGAUGUUUGUGUCGCGAGGAGGUCAUGGGCAGCAGGACCUGUUGCGUGUGUUGAAGGCCUACACGCUGUACCGCCCUGAUGAGGGCUACUGUCAGGCUCAGGCCCCCAUCGCUGCUGUGCUGCUGAUGCACAUGCCAGCAGAGGAUGCAUUCUGGUGCCUGGUUCAGAUCUGUGAGAGGUACCUCCCCGGUUACUACAGUGCUGGACUGGAGGCGAUCCAGCUGGACGGUGAGAUCCUGUUUGCCCUGCUGAAGCGUGUGUGUCCCGUGGCCUACCGGCACCUGGACAAGCACAAGAUCGAGCCCAUCCUCUACAUGACCGAGUGGUUCAUGUGUGCCUUCUCAAGGACCCUGCCCUGGGCCUCUGUGCUCCGCGUCUGGGACAUGUUCCUGUGUGAUGGAGUGAAGAUCAUCUUCCGUGUGGGGCUGGCGUUGAUGCGCAGUAUGUUGGGCACCAAGGAGAAGCUGAAGGCGUGUCAGGGCCAGUACGAGACCAUGGAGCUGCUCCGAGCGCUGGAGCCACGAUACAUGCAGGAGGGAUACCUGGUGCAUCAGGUGUUGGAGCUGCCCGUGUCGGUGCGAGACGUGGAGCGUGAGAACCACGUGCAGCUGAAGCGCUGGCGCAAGAAGCACGGCGAGCUGAGCUACAAGUCCGCUCCCAGAAUGCACGGCGCCCUGGCCGUCAUGGCCGCCGAGCCCCACAGCCGCCAGGACCUCUACCAGAACCCCACCAUCGUGGUGCAGUCGCCCCUGGACCCCCAGGGCACGCCCCAGCUGAACCGCUCCAAGAAGAGGGGGACCCUUCGCAAGAACACCAAACCAAUCCAAACUAUUCUCAACCCCUACGCUCUCCCCACUGACCCUAAGGCCCCGGCCCCGGCCCCGGCCCCCCCUCCAGACACGGGGACCCAGCCUGCAGGGGCAGAAGAUGCCCUGCUUACUGACCACACUACCCCCCUCUUGGCCCCUGGCCCUGGCCCUGCCCCUGCCCCUGCCCCUGCCCCUGCCCGCUCCCCGUCUCCCUCAUCGCAGCCCCAACCUCACCCGCCCAUGUUCUACCAGCCGCCUCCGCAACAGCCAAUCAGCAGUCAGCCCUCGCCCGCACAGCAGCCAAUCGGCAGCCAUCAUUCGCCCCCACAGCAGCAGGCCAAUGGCCAGCCCUCAGUACAAGAGCAACAGCCCGUCAGUAAUCAGCCUCCACCCUCACAGCAGCCUAUCAGCAGUCCACCUUCACCUCCACAGCAGCCAAUCACCAGCCAGCCUCAGCGGCAGCACCCACCCAUGUUUUACCAGCCUCCACAGCAGCCAAUGACAGAGAGCCUGCCGACGCAGUCGCCGCCCCCAGCACCCAGCCAGACCCCCCCUCCACCACAGCAGCCAAUGACAGAGAGCCUGCCGACGCAGUCGCCGCCCCCAACACCCAGCCAGACCCCACCUCCACCACAGCAGCCAAUAACAGAGAGCCUGCCAACGCAGUCGCCGCCCCCAACACCCAGCCAGACCCCACCUCCACCACAGCAGCCAAUAACAGAGAGCCUGGCACCACAAGAACCAAUCAGCGAGCCCGUGCCGGAUCUGCCCGCCUCUGAUCUUCCCUCAUCUUCUGACAGCCCCCCUCAGAUGAGCCCUGACCCUCAACCCCCAAGUGGAGGAGACCCUGCCCCUCCCUCCCCCUCAGACACGCCUGUUCCCGAGUGCCCCCCCAGCCCCUCAGACUGUGCUCCGCUGGGGGAGACCCAGGACCCCCUCCCCCCAGGAGACACACCACCCCUGGACUGCACCCCCAGCACCCAGCCCCCGGGCUCACUGCACGCCUCGCACGAGAGUGUGGAGUCAGAGGACACCUACCUGUAGACACACACACACACACACACA